Messenger RNA from Heterobilharzia americana, 543 nucleotides. NCBI's taxonomy places the organism in Eukaryota, Metazoa, Platyhelminthes, Trematoda, Strigeidida, Schistosomatidae. The record is from the annotation of a GenBank genome assembly.
AUAUAAGUAGUAUAUGUUGAGAGGGUGGAAGAAAUCAUAGAGAAUUACUAGCAGUGAGUAAGGAUUCUGCCCAGAGAAACGCAAGAGACAAUAUGGGCAUAUGAAGAGCAAAUCGAGAUAGGAAGUAGAAGAGGAAAUGAAGCACAUCGUGCAAAUGAUUGGCUUAGUGCAAGCUGUACAAUAAUUCAUGACUACUGCUCAAGAUGUCAAUAAUGAAGAUUUCUUCCUGCAUCCAAGUCUUGUCGUUUCCUACAUACUUCGUAACUUCCGAUUCUCUUGUAUAGAUAGAUAUCUUGACUUCAAAGGAGAACAAGUAUAUUCCAACGAAGAGUUUCUUUUUGGCGAUUUCAUUUCACAAAUCUAUACAUUUUUCCAGUGUAAAGAUCUGAUAGUUAAAAACGGUUUGUCUAGCAUGGCAGGCAACACAAACAUACUCAUGGGAGUGAAACCAGUUUCAUAUUGUCUAGUCGUGAGUGCAGAUCGAAUUCUAUCGAUCAUAUUUGCAAUAUGGCAACCAAGCUAGGAAGCUGAGCAUCGCGGUGC